Messenger RNA from Arachis stenosperma, 783 nucleotides. RefSeq names its product cation/H(+) antiporter 17-like. The record is from RefSeq and is a predicted model, not a curated record. The transcript is spliced from 3 exons. The coding region runs from base 1 to 783 and encodes 260 amino acids. Gene Ontology annotation, biological process: regulation of pH; proton transmembrane transport. Gene Ontology annotation, cellular component: membrane; endomembrane system. Lineage: Eukaryota; Viridiplantae; Streptophyta; Magnoliopsida; Fabales; Fabaceae. Gene Ontology annotation, molecular function: antiporter activity.
AUGGCGCAGAUGCGCCGACGUGAAGGAUUACAAUAUGGUAGGGAUCAGAUUAGGAGGGAGAUGCUGUCGCGUGUACAUAGGGCAGAUGUCUUCUUCCUCUUCGUCGUUCUCUUAACUUCCUCCUCUUUCUCCGCUGUUGCAAGCUCACUGCGUCUUCCACUAUCUUUACCGCCGACGACGACUCCAAACCUCCCCACUGUAUCUGUUACUCACUUUUUCCUCGCGCCAUCAACUCCUUCUCCUCUCCAAUUGGCCAUGGUGGUUUUGAACCCAGGCCCUCUCUUCCUCUGCUUUUCUGUUCGAGGCUUGGAGCAGAUUGCCAUCGGGUCUCCACUCGCCGUUGUCUCGCUGCUCGCUGUCUGCCUCUCCGUCAAAGCUAUAGGCAUUGCCUUGUCAGAGAGGAAAGCUCGUUAUUCUUAUGCUUCUCUCUGGGUUCUAUUGUCAAGUCUUGCAUUUGUUGUUGUUUGCAUUCUUGCUUUUAGGCCUAUGGUGUUAUGGAUGAUACAUAAAACCCCAGAGGAACAACCCUUCAGUGAAACACAGAUAUGCAUUGUGCCUACUGGUGUUAUGAUAUCUGCUUUUAUCACUAAUGCACUUAGGACACAUGCUGUGUUUGGUGUAUUUGUCUAUGGUUUGGUUAUUCCAAAUGGACCACUUGCUGCUGCUAUCAUUGAGAAGCUUGAGGACUUUGUUUGUGGCCUUCUGCUACCUCUCUUCUUUGCUAUCAAUGGCCUCAAGACUAAUCUCACCUUGAUCAAGGAGCCACUAGAUGGGGAUUUGUGA